GUCAGUUUGAAGAAUCAGGCAGUACCCUAUGGGAAUAUCAUUAAAAACAACUCAUAUAGAAUGGAGGGUCUGCCUGAUGGUGUUAUUUUCAAAGACCCUAAUUCUUAUGGUUUGUCUACUCUUAGGCAAAUCAUAAGCCAGAAAGAAUCCAUCAAAUUUGUAAACGUGACACCAGCUUCCACACUUGCCUCAUCUGCAACAUCAUCCAAGGAAUUAGAAAAUGGAAAUAUUACGGAUGUCACGGAUGCUCCAGCUAUUCCUUUAGAACUGAGAGAAGUACCCAUGGAGGAAGUAGCCGAUGCUAUAGAUAUUACUAUAGAAUUAGAAAAUGGAAAUAUUACGGAUGUCACGGAUGCUCCAGCUAUUCCUUUAGAACUGAGAGAAGUACCCAUGGAGGAAGUAGCCGAUGCUAUAGAUAUUACUAUAGGUGUUUCAGACACAUUAGCCCAUGCUGUUUCCAGUGAUGCUGUAGAGGAGCAUGGUGUUGAAGUACUUACAGAUGCACGCUAG
Messenger RNA from Mytilus californianus (California mussel), 510 nucleotides. RefSeq lists its product as uncharacterized. The transcript is spliced from 8 exons. Lineage: Eukaryota; Metazoa; Mollusca; Bivalvia; Mytilida; Mytilidae. The coding region runs from base 61 to 510 and encodes 149 amino acids. The record is from RefSeq and is a predicted model, not a curated record.